CUAUGUCAUAAAUUUAUAUUUCCAGUUUCUCUCGAGUGAACUCAAAUUUAUAAAAAAAAAAAACGAAAGUGACAUAUCAUGAUUGGAAAAAGUUUGCGAAACUCAUUGAUAUUUUUACUCUUGGCUUUAAAUUAUUCAACAGGUGAAUAUUUUGAUAACAUUCAAGACUUUCAACCACAAUGGGAGAGUUUGGAUAAAAGAACUUUGCCUUCUUGGUAUGAUGAUGCUAAAUUUGGAAUUUUCAUACAUUGGGGUGUUUACAGUGUUCCUAGUAUUGGAUCCGAAUGGUUUUGGAAAAGUUGGAAAGAUGGAAGUAUUGUUCUUAACAAAUUUAUGAAACAAAAUUAUCCACCUAAUUUUACGUAUCAAGAUUUUGCUCGCGAUUUUACUGCUGAAUUUUUUGAUCCUGUAAAAUGGAGCCAACUUUUCAGAGAUUCUGGUGCAAAGUAUGUUGUAUUGACGAGUAAACAUCAUGAUGGAUAUGCCCUUUGGCCGUCGAAGUAUUCUUACAGUUGGAAUUCUGUUGAUGUUGGUCCACAUCGUGAUAUAAUUGGUGAAUUGUCAAAUGCAAUUCGAACAAGAACAAAUUUAACAUUUGGACUUUAUCAUUCUCUUUAUGAAUGGUUUCAUCCCCUAUAUUUGGAGGAUAAAAGUAAUAAUUUUUCAACGCAUAAAUUUGUCUUUAAUAAAGUAAUUCCUCAAUUAGAGGAAUUGAUUUAUACAUAUAAACCGGAAAUAAUUUGGUCUGAUGGAGAUUGGGAAGCUUCUGAUAAAUAUUGGAGUUCAACGGAAAUUUUAAGUUGGUUGUACAAUUCAAGUCCAGUUAGAAAAACCGUUGUUGUUAAUGACAGAUGGGGUUCUAAAAUUAUAUGUCAUCAUGGAGAUUUUUAUACUUGCUCCGAUCGUUAUAAUCCAGGCAUUCUUCAGACGCACAAAUGGGAGAACGCAAUGACAAUUGAUAGAAAAUCUUGGGGUUUUCGAAGGAACGCUGACUUAAAGGAUUACAUGUCUCUUCAAGAAUUAGUUAAGGAAUUGGUAAUUACUGUGAGCUGCAAUGGAAAUUUGUUAAUGAAUGUAGGACCUACAAAGGAUGGAAUUAUAAGUCCAAUUUAUGAAGAAAGACUUCGAGGAAUGGGAUCUUGGUUAGCAGUAAACGGAGAAGCAAUUUACAAAACUAGACCUUGGAAAACUCAAAAUGAUACCUUAAAUGGAAAUGUUUGGUAUACGGAAAGCAAAACAGAUGAAAAAUUGUUUGCCAUUCUUCUUUCUUGGCCAACAGAUAACAUUGUUAAAUUAGGAAGUGUCAGGGUGUUAGAAUCAGCAAGCAUUCAACUUCUUGGCAAUCAGAGUAAACUUGAUUGGCGAAAUCAUUCAUCAGAACUUUGGAUUAAUUUACCUCCAAGUGCUCAAAAAGGAGAGCCAGCAUGGGUCAUAACAUUAAGUCAAUACAUUUCAAGAGACAAAUAAUAGAAAAUUUUACAGAUUUUUAAUUAUUGCGUAAUAAAUUUUAUUAAAUUUCAAUAAAAUGA
Molecule: messenger RNA, 1529 nt
Organism: Leptopilina boulardi
Lineage: Eukaryota; Metazoa; Arthropoda; Insecta; Hymenoptera; Figitidae
Product: alpha-L-fucosidase-like
Exons: 6
Coding region: 79-1467 (462 amino acids)
Biological process (GO): glycoside catabolic process; fucose metabolic process
Cellular component (GO): lysosome
Molecular function (GO): alpha-L-fucosidase activity
Source: RefSeq, a predicted model, not a curated record